AUGACUGAGGCCCUAGUGGGAGGAGCAAUUCUGAAUGCAACCCUUCGCGUGUUGUUUCACAGAUUGGCAUCUCGAGAGGUUCUGGACUUCAUCCGGGGAAGAAAAGUCUCUGAUACACUGCUAAAGAAGUUGGAGACUUCUUGUCUUGCCCUUAACGCAGUGCUCAAUGAUGCAGAGGAAAAAGAAAUCACUAACCCAGCUGUGAAAAAGUGGCUUGAUGAGCUCAAAGAUGAUGUCUAUGAUGCAGAGGACCUUUUGGAUGAGAUUGCUACUAAAGUUUUGCAGUGCCAGUUGGAAGCUAAGAGUAAGGUACAUAAUUUUAUCUCUACUUCAUUUAAUUGGACUGGGAUGAAACUAGAAUCAAACAUAGAAAAAGUCCUCGAUAGGCUGGAAUCUCUAGUUACACAAACAAAUGUUAUAGGCCUGAGAGCAGGUGUUGAAGGGAAAUCUUCCCAAAGAGUUCCCACAACUUCUGUACUAAAAGAAACUAGAAUUUAUGGUAGGGAUGAUGAUAAAGAGCCAAUAGUCAACUUGUUAAUCUCAAAUGAUGCAAAAACCAAUGACCACCCCUGUGUGAUUCACAUAGUGGGCAUGGGUGGGAUUGGCAAGACCACCCUUGCUCGACUUAUCUACAAUGAUCAAAGAAUCACUAAACAUUUUCGCCUUAGAUAUUGGGUUUGUGUUUCUGAAGAAUUUGAUGUGCUUAAGAUCACAAAAUUAAUUCUUGAGGCUGUCACUUUACAAAUAUAUGACACUACAGACUUUAAUAUGAUUCAAACUACAUUGAAGGAGAGUUUGAUAGGAAAAAAGUUUUUACUAGUUCUUACAGGUCAUUCAGCACAUGGACAGCUGCUCUUGGAUUUGCUCAAUGAGGUUGCUGCCAUACGAGCUGAGCUUGCUGCCACUAGAGGUGCCUCUCCACCAGCUCCACCCUUGGAUCAGCCAUGAUUGCCCUUUGGCAAUACGUUACAAAAAGGGGGAGUGCAUAGUGAUAGGGGGAGAUAACUUUUUUUUGGUAUGGGGAGUUCUUUUAUGGAGAUGUAUAUAUUUUUUUUGAUGUAUGUAUUUUAUUUCUUUUAUUUUAGUUCUUGUUUCACAAACUUUGAUACAUUAUGAUUAUAUUGUGAUGUUUAUA
Quercus lobata is the source of this 1135-nucleotide messenger RNA. RefSeq names its product putative disease resistance RPP13-like protein 1. Gene Ontology annotation, molecular function: ADP binding. The record is from RefSeq and is a predicted model, not a curated record. Lineage: Eukaryota; Viridiplantae; Streptophyta; Magnoliopsida; Fagales; Fagaceae. Bases 1 to 948 code for a protein of 315 amino acids. The transcript has a single exon.